AUGGCAGCUGCAUCGGAGGGAAUCGAUGGUGUCUACUCGGUGCGCCUGGUCAUCGCGGACUUCUACAUGGAGAAGCCGCAGUUCGGCUUGGAUCCCUGCUACUCCGAGCUGCGCGGCAAGGAGAUCAAGCGGGUUCCAGUGAUUAGGGUUUUCGGUGGCAACUCCAGUGGCCAGAAGACCUGCAUGCAUGUGCACGGCGUGUUCCCCUACUUCUACAUUCCGUACGACAAGAAGGACUUUGAGUCCCUGGAGCGCGGGAUUCUGCAGAUAGCGAUGCACCUGGACAAGGCCAUCAAUAUAUCCCUGGGCCAGGGCAGCUCCAGUGCCCAGCAUGUGUUCAAAGUCCAACUGGUCAAGGGCAUACCCUUCUAUGGCUACCAUCGCGUGGAGCACCAGUUCCUGAAGAUCUACAUGUUCAAUCCCCGCUUCGUACGCCGCGCCGCCAAUCUCCUCCAGAGCGGCGCCAUUCUGAGCAAGAAUUUCAGCCCGCACGAGUCGCAUGUGCCAUACAUCCUGCAGUUCAUGAUCGAUUACAAUCUGUACGGGAUGAGCUACGUGCAUGUGCCGCUGGAGGUGCUCAAGUUCCGGCGCAGCCACGAGGAUGAAGUGAUACCCUAUGCAAAUGUCAAGCCCGCCCAGCUGCUCGACACCAUAAGCGUGAAGAAGGUGGCCUGCAGUGCCUUGGAGGUGGAUGUCAGCUCCAAUUUCAUAUUGAAUCGCUUCCAGCUGGUGGCCAAGAGCAAAGGCAGUCACACGAAUCCGGGCAUCGAGGCGAUCUGGAACGAUGAGAACCUGCGCCGCCAGAAACUAGUCGAAAAACACACUGCCGCUGGCGAUGAGGAGAAAGUCCAAGCGGUGCCGGUUUUGCAAUUGCCGCCAACGCAAGAGCGCCACCAAGUAGAAGUCGCCGAGAGCGAUGUUUUCUACCGCACCGCUCUGGAAAGCAAGCUCAUGACACUGGAGCAGUCCACAAUCUCCGAGCAGACGCUGUCGGAUCAGACAACCCUGGCCAAUGCCACCAUGCAGACCACUCUUCCAGGCAGCAGGGAGCAGAGGCGCACAUUUAACUUGCAAAAACUUCUGGCCAACGCCGUUUAUCCUGAGGAAUGCUCACAGGAUCAGCAGCAGCUUCUGGUUAACGCUUCCUUCAUACAAAACCAUGUAACCUGCGGUAAUGGCAACAAUGUCAGCCUAUCAACCCCAAAAAAUGAGUCUGAUUACAUGGACGACACACUGGUGGACGAGGAGCUUAUCCUGAGUCUCACCCAGCCACAUGGAGCGAUGCCUCACGAUGCCACCUUGAGGGAGGAGGACUUGGAACUUUUGGACGCUUUGCAGGAGCUGGAGGAGCAGAAUGAUAAUGAAUCUCAUGUGGACCUGGACAGCUCAUUGGCUCCUUUGUCGCAGCACAAAAACUAUGAUCUGACGCCUGAGCUAUUAGACAAGGAGACAGCAGCCGCUGCUGUAGGCUCGCAUGCUCUUUUCGACGCGGAUUGUGACUCCGACGAGGAUGCGGACCAGGAAACCCGCCACGACUACUCCACCGUCCUUGACGAUGUCGAUGAGCUGUUACUUAAGCUAACUCAAAGCCAGCCGGAUCCCGCCAAAUACGAAAAAUUGGAAGCAUUAACUAAACUGCCGCAAGUCGAUGGCGCUGAUGAUGGCUUACCGCUGACUCCGAAAAAAGUGUCCAGCUCCAAGCCAAAGGCGAGUCCUCCGAGGGCACCCACCACUCCAAAAAGCCAGACAAACCUCACAAAAUCGCCCCGCACUCCAAAAACCAGUGCGGCCAAGAAAUAUGCCCCACUGGCGUUGACUAUUGGAAGCGGUUCAUCAAAUAAGAACAAUGAAGAAAGCACACGAAGAGCUCUAAAUCCCCGUCUCAGUUUGCAGCUUGAUCGAGAAACAGGAACUCCGGGAAUACCUCGGCCAGAAAUCUCGCUUCGAAAGAAACUGGCUAUGACGGAAUUACGACGUAAGAGUGUUGAGGAAUCAAACAGUUUCGUUCAAUUGAAAAACGAUUGUACUCCUCUACGGAGUACCAGGCGAUCAACUCGCAAUUUGGACAAAACACACGUUAUUUGCUCACUGACUCCGCGGGAUAGGAAUCCCAGCUUUUCCGACAUGUUCGAAACAGCAGAUGGCGAGGAAAUACCGCUAGAGAAAGAGAUAAAGAAGCCACGAAGGAGUACUCGACAUCAAGAAAAGGAUACGCAAGGCAUGGAUGAAUGUAAAGAAGCAAAAUCAAGCAAGGAAAAACCACGCAAGUCAGAGAGCAGUGUUUUGGAUAACUUGAAACCGCGAAGUGCCCGUCAUCAGGAAAAUUCUAAAAAUCCCGAGGAGUUAUUUAGUGAAACAGAAAUAGCAAAGCCCCGAGCCAGCACUUCUAGUCGGAGUAAAAUUCUGAAGAAACCCAGACUUGAAAGUAACCCUGCAUCAGAAAGUCCCGUAAAAAGUAUAGAAACAAAUACGAAUAAAACUGUUGAAACCACACAAGAGCAGAAGAUUACCAAGGCAAAAACUAAAGAUCCUAAAACAGGAUCUAAAAUUAAUGAAAAUUAUAUUAAUAAUUCCAGUUCAACGGAGUGUUCCGUUUCAAAGCCAGAAACUCCAGAAAAGAAUGCUGAAAAUCUUCAAAAUGAAUUAAUCCCGAAAGAACCAGCUGCUAUAUCUCCGGGAAACCCAGCAAGUCCUAGUGAAAGAAACCAUUUUGCUGCAAGCGAAGAUGAGGCCAUUGUUUCAGACACCGAAAGUGAUAAUAUGGUGACCAAACUGCGUAAAACACCCAACUUGAGGCGCUUGCGAAGAAGCUUUCGAUCGGAGUUACUAACUAAGCAGCUAACUCCCAGUUCUAGCAAAGCACCAGCUGAGGUUCAGACCACUCCCCAGUUGAGUCCCAAAAGCAAUGAAAGCCGCACACCAGAGCUAAUGAGAAGUUUCUACGAUAACUCGCUGAUUGUGAACAGUCCGUCAGUUUUUAGUGACCUGCUAGAUAGUCCCCUGACCACCCCGGAUUCUCCUCAGCCUGUUCCUGCCAGUACCAAUCCCAACUCCUUUGUGAUUACUCCGUUGGAACUUCCUCCAUCCUACGAUGAAGUGGUCCGCGGUUGCCGCAAGAUGGACAUACCCGAAUACGAGUUCCAGAAGCCUUUCUAUAGCAAUCCCUCAGAUGUGAGCAAGGUCACGGAGGUGGGCUUCCUGGUGCUUCACAUACCGGGGAACAAGCUCAAUGACUGUGAGCCCUUCCAGAGCGUCUUGGGCAACGAUCGUGGGUUGGCAUCCUGGCGGCGUCAGCGACUGGUGGCCAUCGGUGGCCCAGCCAUGUUGCAGCGACAUAGGGGUGAACAAGGCAUGCGGGAGUACUUUAGCAGCAAGCAAAGGGUAGCAAUCGAACCAGCACAGCUUGCACCUACCUGGCAAGAUGCCAAGAUCUGGCUAAAGGCCAAGGAACUGCUCCGCCAGCGCAAGGAACCUAUGAAAUCUGGCGAUGACAUAGACAGCCCCAUCAAGAUCAAACGCCAGAAGAUCACCAUGAUGCUGCAGGCUGAGGAAGGCGGCGGUGCGAGUGGCGAUGAAGAUGGCGGUGAGGAUUUGGAGUGCAGCCUAAGCCUCACACCCUUGUCACAGGCCAAGGCAACCCCAAUUAGUAGCAAAGCUAAAGAGUCGGCAAGGAACCUCCUUAAGCGGGGAACCAAGUUGAACUUUAAGGAUGUCGAGGGUGAGGAACAAGCCAGCUCGCAAUCCAGCGAACAGAGCGUCUCCAGUAGCGCUGCCCAAGCCGUGCUCGAUCGGAGUUCUUUUCUACGUCAACUAGAAGCCAGUAGCCAGCAGAACCAGCACGAUCUCAGCUUCGGACUCAGUCACGCCACAUUGGACAAUACGUUCGGGUUUAAGGUUAAUUUGGAGAACCUGCAGCAGGCCAAGGCGGACAUCGAUUGCAACCACCUGACCAUUAUAACUUUAGAGGUAUUUGUGUCCACACGCGGUGACCUUCAGCCAGAUCCGAUGCACGACGAGAUUCGCUGUCUGUUUUACGCCAUCGAGCACAGUUUGCCGGAUGAAAAUCUUCCUAGCAAAGCCUGCGGCUAUAUUAUGGUCAAUAACACGCAGGAUUUGCUAAGUGAAGGCUUUAUUCAUGGUCUAGAUCGGGAUAUUGAAGUGAAAGUGGUGGCGAGUGAGGCGGAGGCGUUUGAGGCAUUGCUAGCCUUGUGUGGACGUUGGGAUGCGGACAUUUAUGCCGGCUAUGAGAUCGAGAUGUCCUCCUGGGGCUUCGUUAUCGAUCGGGCUAAACACCUGUGCUUUAACAUCGCUCCCCUGCUGUCCCGAGUGCCAACGCAGAAAGUGCGGGACUUUGUGGACGAGGAUCGGGAGCAGUUCACCGACCUGGAUGUGGAAAUGAAGCUGUGCGGCCGAAUUCUGCUCGACGUGUGGCGUCUCAUGCGCUCUGAGAUCGCCUUGACGUCGUACACCUUCGAGAACGUGAUGUACCACAUCCUGCAUAAGAGAUGUCCUUGGCACUCUGCCAAGUCGCUCAGCGAAUGGUUUGCCUCGCCCUGCACACGCUGGAUAGUAAUGGAGUAUUACUUAGAGCGGGUCCGCGGCACCUUAGCCCUGCUGGAUCAAUUGGACUUGCUGGGCCGGACCAGCGAAAUGGCCAAGCUCAUUGGCAUCCAGUUCUACGAAGUGUUGUCGCGCGGCUCCCAGUUUCGCGUGGAGAGCAUGAUGCUGAGAAUCGCCAAGCCAAAGAACCUGGUGCCCCUCUCGCCCAGCGUCCAGGCUCGGGCUCAUAUGCGGGCGCCCGAGUACCUGGCGCUCAUCAUGGAGCCGCAGUCGCGCUUCUAUGCCGAUCCCCUGAUCGUGCUCGACUUUCAGAGCUUGUACCCCAGCAUGAUCAUUGCCUACAACUACUGCUUCUCCACAUGCCUGGGCAGAGUGGAGCACCUGGGAGGUAGUUCGACCUUUGAGUUCGGAGCCUCGCAGCUGCGCGUCUCCCGCCAGAUGCUGCAGAAGCUGCUGGAGCACGACCUGGUCACAGUUUCGCCCUGCGGCGUGGUCUUUGUGAAGCGUGAGGUGCGCGAGGGCAUCCUGCCGCGCAUGCUUACCGAGAUCCUGGAUACGCGCCAAAUGGUCAAGCAGUCGAUGAAGCUGCACAAGGAUAGCUCCGCCCUCCAACGGAUUCUUCACUCCAGACAGUUGGGCCUCAAGCUGAUGGCCAACGUCACCUACGGCUACACUGCGGCCAACUUUAGUGGCCGGAUGCCGGCGGUGGAAGUGGGUGACUCGGUUGUGUCCAAGGGCAGGGAAACUCUGGAACGGGCCAUUAAGCUGGUGGAGGCCAAUGACGAGUGGAAGGUGCGUGUCGUCUACGGCGAUACGGACUCUAUGUUCGUUCUCGUCCCGGGCAGAAACCGAGCUGAAGCCUUUCGGAUCGGGGAGGAGAUUGCUCAGGCCGUCACCGAGAUGAAUCCGCAGCCAGUGAAGCUGAAGCUGGAGAAGGUCUACCAGCCCUGCCUGCUGCAGACGAAGAAGCGCUACGUGGGCUACAUGUACGAGACUGCCGAUCAGGCGCAGCCCGUUUACGAGGCCAAGGGAAUUGAGACGGUGCGGCGCGAUGGCUGUCCUGCGGUGGCCAAGAUGCUGGAAAAGGUUCUGCGACUCUUGUUCGAGACGCAAGACGUCAGCAAGAUAAAGGAGUACGUGUGUCGGCAGUUCACGAAGCUGCUGUCGGGCAGGGCCAAUUUGCAGGACCUGAUUUUCGCCAAAGAAUUCAGGGGUCUUAACGGCUACAAACCCACGGCCUGUGUGCCAGCACUGGCACUCACACGAAAAUGGAUGCAGAAGGAUCCACGUCAUGUGCCCCGUCGCGGUGAGCGCGUGCCCUUUAUCAUAGUCAACGGGCCGCCGGGCAUGCAGCUCAUCCGCCUGGUACGCAGCCCACACGACAUCCUGGCCAACGAGGGUCACAAGAUCAACGCCAUCUACUACAUCACCAAGGCGAUUAUUCCGCCGCUAAAUCGCUGCCUGCUGCUCAUCGGAGCAAAUGUCCACGACUGGUUUGCCAGCCUGCCAAGGAAGUUGCUCAUGACGCCAGCCGUGGGAACCGCCAACGAGUUGGCCGGUGCCCGAGGCGCCAAGUCCACCAUCUCCCAGUAUUUUUCCACGACCAGCUGUGUGAUUGACUGUGGUCGCCAAACCAAGGCAGGCAUCUGCCAAGAUUGCCUGAAGAACGCCUCCAAAUGUGUAGUUGUGCUCGCAGACAAGACAGCGCGUUUGGAGAGGGGCUACCAGCUAACACGGCAGAUCUGCCAGGCCUGCUGCGGACGACUGGGUAGCCUCCAGUGCGAUUCUCUCGACUGCCCAGUACUCUAUGUCCUGGAGGGAAAGCGGCGUGAGCUCCAGCAAAUCGAACACUUUCACAAGCUGUUGGCAGACCACUUCUAAAGCCAGUACACAGAAUUUCUCUUUCAUAUUUGUAUAU
This is a messenger RNA of Drosophila takahashii, 6478 nucleotides long. It is a transcript of the gene PolZ1, whose product is annotated as DNA polymerase zeta catalytic subunit. The record is from RefSeq and is a predicted model, not a curated record. Lineage: Eukaryota; Metazoa; Arthropoda; Insecta; Diptera; Drosophilidae. Gene Ontology annotation, cellular component: nucleus; zeta DNA polymerase complex. Gene Ontology annotation, biological process: double-strand break repair via homologous recombination; translesion synthesis. Gene Ontology annotation, molecular function: DNA binding; nucleotide binding; DNA-directed DNA polymerase activity.